CCGCUUCGCUUCCCCAACUUCCCAAAUCGCGAGCUCCGAGGCCGAGCCACCGUGCUCCGAUCAGAUCGCUGAUUCGCGCGCCGCCCCGCUCCCGCGCCACUCCACUCCACUCCGUCCGGAGCCUCAGAGAACUUCAGUGGACGAUGCAAAGAAGAGGGGGCGGUAGAGGUGGUCUCUUUGGUUUCGGAGACCCUUUUGCUGGUUUCGGCGGUUUCGUUCCACCUGGGAACCUUAUGCCCAGUUUCUUUGGUGGCUCAAGUCCCUUUGAUGAUCCUUUCCUUGCAAAUCCGUUUGGUUCUAUGGUUGGACCUACCCAGUUUGAGCAAAGAUUUUUUAGUUUGAGUAUGUUUGGGCCCCCCAGAGGUCUAAUUGGAGGAGUGAUGAAUGCUGGAGGCUUCCAGCAGCAAGCUCCUGAACCAAGCAGGCCAAAAGGGCCAAUUAUCGAGGAGCUGUCUUCAGAUGAUGAGGAUGAUUCAUAUGCGAAUGAAAACGAUGACAAGAAGGCUAACCCUAUGAAGCAUCCAAGGAUUAGCAGAGAGCCCUAUGUGGAGGAGCCUGAUGAAGUUCAAGAUAAUAAAAGACCUAAACAUGAGCAAGUUGGGAGAGAGUAUGCCAGAGCUGGCACAUCAUAUCAACAGCCGCAGACAUAUAUGUUUCAGAGCUCAACUGUUACAUAUGGUGGUUCAAAUGGGGCUUGCUAUAUGUCUUCAACCACUAGGAGGAGUGGUGGAGAUGGACUUACAGUGGAAGAAUGUAAGGAAGCGGACACAACUACUGGUAAAGCUACUCACAGGAUCGCACGGGGCAUUGGCAAUAAGGGUCAUGCACUAACUAGAAAACUGGACGGUGAUGGAAGAGUGAACACCAUGCAAACUUUGCAGAACUUGAAUGAAGACGAGCUUGCUGGGUUUGAGGAAUCAUGGCAAAGAAAUGCAGGGCAAUGUCUGCCUGGUUUGGAUCCCAGAGUAAACAUGUUUAGCAGUGGAACUUUUCACCCUGGCAUCCGAGAAGAGAAUGGAAUGCCUGCACUUCCAGCACCCAGUGAAAUGUUUGCGCUUCCAGCACCCGAACAAUAUCGUGGCUCCAGUUCCUCAAGGAUGAAGAGGCGUCCCUUGAAUGGUUCGUCACAGUAUCGUUCCCAUCCAUGACUUCUUUUGGACUUCAGGCAGGAUUAUGAUCACGGCUUGCAGAAAAAGAAUAUGAUGUAUGUAUCUCUAGCUCGCCCCAGCUGUUCAGCAAGCUAUGUUUACAUUUUAGUCAGCUUAGCUUAUAAAGCUCCGUUGCUGUGGUUGAGAGAGAUUUAGAACGUCUUACCUGCUACUGUUCCCAUAAGUGUGGCUCCCCAAUCAUGAAAAAUGUAGGCUCUGUUCGCAAGAAUUAAUCAUACCUUCCGCAGAACGUUGUGAUCUGUAAAACACUAAAACCAAUGUCAGGCAAGGCUGCA
Lolium rigidum is the source of this 1444-nucleotide messenger RNA. RefSeq lists its product as uncharacterized. The transcript has 7 exons. The record is from RefSeq and is a predicted model, not a curated record. NCBI's taxonomy places the organism in Eukaryota, Viridiplantae, Streptophyta, Magnoliopsida, Poales, Poaceae. The coding region runs from base 144 to 1148 and encodes 334 amino acids.